Molecule: messenger RNA, 6558 nt
Organism: Apus apus (common swift)
Lineage: Eukaryota; Metazoa; Chordata; Aves; Apodiformes; Apodidae
Product: cullin-9-like
Exons: 32
Coding region: 202-6456 (2084 amino acids)
Biological process (GO): ubiquitin-dependent protein catabolic process
Molecular function (GO): ubiquitin protein ligase binding
Source: RefSeq, a predicted model, not a curated record
GCUGGCAUAUUCGUUUGGCACAGCGCUGAAGCUCACUGCAGUGUAUGCGUUUCACAGACGGUUUCCCCGCGGGUUGUCACAGGCUCCCGCGUGCCUCAUUCAUACGUGUUGCAGCUGCUUCCUCCAAACUCUUCCCCCUGCCUAGCCACAAAUCCUUUUGGAUCCCUUCUGCCUCUGCUCUGAAGAGUUUUUGCCUGCUAAAUGCCAUGCUGUGAGGACGAGAGAGAUUGCAAGAAGAUUCCCAGCUGCGUUGUUGCAAACUCCAAGGAAGGCACAGAGGACGGUAGGCUUGAGUUCCUUGGGAGUUCAGGCUUCUCUCUGCACCUGGGAACCAUCUUUAAUGUGCCUGUCAUCAACUUUCACGCUUUAUAUGCUAAGCAUGACAUCAGAUGGUGUGGCAUAUCCCUUUGGUCAGUCGUGGUCAACUGUCCCAGCUCUGUCCCUGCCCAACUUCUUGUGUGCCCAGACCUGCUUACUGGUGGGAUGGUGUCAGAAGUAGAAAAGGCCUUGACUCUGUGCACGUUUCCUGUCAUGGUGAAGGAGGGGCAUGAUGGCAGCCUGCUGGUGCCCCUGGGACCCAAGCUGCAGGCCUGCCCGGAGGAGCUGCUCCGGCAGCGGCCAGGCCGUGGCGGGCAGCCCGAGUACCUGGUCCGGUGGCGUGUGGUCAGCCUGGAGGAGCGAGCCGCGGGAGGCAGCAGCGCCCGCUCUGCCACGGCGAGGCCGGAGAGCGUCUUGAUGUGGAUGUCUGCAGAAGAGGUCUGUGCCAGCUGCCCGGCGCUGCUGGGCAGGAGGAAGCUGGCAGGGCAGCGGGAGGCAGAGCAGCAGGCAGGCGGCCCGUGUGCUGCAGAGGUCCCGCUGGAUGCAGCCUCGCUGCUGGAGCUGAAGGCUGAUGUCAGGAGCCUGGUGCAGCGGGCCGGCCGGCAGCUGGCUGAGCGCGGGGCCCCCGACUCCUCCGUCCUCAGCACCAUCCACGUGCUGAGCGCCUAUGCCGGCAUCGGCGCGCUGGCGGGUGCCUUCCGGGAGACGGGGGCCCUCCUGCUGCUGAUGAAGAUGCUGUGCCACCGGGAGAAGCAAAUCCACCACAGCGCUGGCAAGAUGCUGAGGGCCUUGGCUUCGCACGACGCAGGGAGCAGAGCCUAUGUCCUGCUGUCCCUGAGCCAGCAGGAUGGCAUUGAGGAGCACAUGGACUUUGAGAGUCGCUACACCUUGCUGGAGCUUUUUGCUGAGACCAUGUCCUCUGAAGAGCACUGCAUGUCCUUUGAGGGGAUUCACCUUCCCCAGGUCCCCGGGAAGCUGCUGUUUGUCCUGGUGAAGCACUACCUGUGCGUCACUUCCCUCCUGGAGAAGCUCGGCAGUGGCGCGGAGCAGGGAGGGGAGCAGCAGGACCGCGCUGUGCCGAGCCUCGGCGCUGGGGAGAGGAGCUGUGUGAAGCAGGAGUUUGAGUUCAGCAUGGCUCUGGCAAACCUCAUCUUGGAGCUGGUGCAUGUGAUGGGCUGGGACCACAGCCAGAAGCCAGAGCUGCUGCCCCAGCAGGAGCUGCAGCCUCGCCCCAGCCGCUCCAUCUUCCAGCCCAAGCCCCCGCCCUUCCCUGCUGCCGCGGUGCCUGCGCUCCCUUCCAGUCGUGGUCCUCCCAAAAAGCAGGGUCGUGCCUUCCUGACCCGCUCAGACUUCGCCGACUGCAGUGGCUACGUGGAGUACCUGCAGGCGACCCUGGUGUGCGGCAUGAGGGUGUGCUUGCUGGAGGACUAUGGUGAUGUUAGAGCUGGGGAGGAAGGCGAGGUUCUGCAGAGCACUGGUAGCAGGUACACAGUGCAGGUUUUAUGGCAGUCAGCAGGUCGGACCGACUGGAUACGUUGGCACAUGUUGGAGAUUAUUGGCUUUGGAGACCAGGGGGAAGAUCCUGCUGCUCAGAAAAAAGAGUAUAGUCUGAUAAAGAGCCUUAAUGUAGACACAGUUGCUCAGCCGCUUUUCCGCAAGCCCUUUGGCGGGCUGUACUCCCUGCCUUACCUGGGGGAGCAGCCCCCCGAGGCUGCAGAGGCCCUGAGUCGUGCCGAGUGGUGGGAGCUGCUCUUCUUUGUGCAGAAGCUGGAAGCGCGGGAGCAGAAAGAGAUCACCUGUCUCAUCCAACAGGACCAGGGAGAGCAGCCGUCGGAGGUGGAUGAAGAAGCCCUGAUCCAGCUGUCAGUGCCCGUGGAGCGGGCCCAGAAAGUGCUGCAGGUGUUGGAGAGGCGGUGUCAGGGCAGCGCUCAGCGUGACCUGCGUGGCUCCCAGAUCUACACCAAAUACCUCCUCGGGAGGGGGGCGGCGCGGGAUGGCGGGGGGAGCGCUGCGGUGCCCUCGGAGGGUGCCAGCUGCAGGAGCACUGGCCCUGCAGCCACAGCAGCCAAGUCAGCCAAGGAAGAGCUCUCGGCAAGCACAGUGCCACCCGGAGCCCCCAGUGGGGCAGCCAAGUCAGAUUCCCAGCUGUUCAGUGAGCUCCUUGAGAGGGAAGGGCUGUUGUUCCCAGAGGUGACGGAGGAGCAGAUCAAGGUGUUGGGCAGCUCCGAGGGGGUGAGAGAGAGGGGCUCGCUGGCCAGGAUCGCAGCCAUAGCGGACACGAUCCAGAGCAGCACCUCAGAGGUGGGGCUGCAGUUAGCUGGGCUCAGGCAGAUCGUGAGGAUCCUGGAGGAGGAGCCUGAGCUCGAGCAGCAAGUCAACAAAGCCCAGGGCAGGCUGGGUUCCUGGAGUGCCAGGGAGAAGCUGGUGAAGGUGACAGUGGAGCUGCUGAGCACUGAGGUGGCAGAGAAGGCCCUGGUGGUGCUGGUGCUGCGGCUGCUGGCCCUGCUCAUGGCCAAGUACGACUGGCGCGUGCUGUUUGCCACGGAGGGCGGCGUGCGGGCUGUGCUGGCCGGCAUGCGGCAGCACGGCUCCUCCGCCCUGGUGCAGCAGGCUGGCCUGGUGGCCCUGAAGGUGCUGUUGGGAGCCGUGGCCGGCAAGCCAGGGGGUGCCGGUGGGAAGCCCCCGCUCCUGAGCCGCGUCGACGCGCAGAUGAUGCGGGAGAUCUUUGCCAGCAUCGGCUCUGCCUCCAGCAAGAGCUCGGCCAGCCUGCUGAGUGCCAUCCCUGCUGCCAUUAGCAGCAUGCAGAGGGUGCCAGGGGGCGGCUCGGGCGUGCGGAACGGCUUGCUGGUGGUGAGCGUGCUGAUCGACGGCCACCGCGGCCUGGCAGAGCAGCUGGUGAGCUGCGGUCUGUGCGCCGCGCUGCGGAGCUGCUGGGGGGACGGGCAGAGCCCGGGCUGCCCUCAGGCCGUGCUGGCCCUCGGCGUGACCAACCGGCUGGCAGAGCACCGGCUGCCCCUGGGCCCCGAGACGGCAGGCAGCGAGGCCCCGCUGGACCUGAGGGACGUGCGGGUGCUUCUGGGCAGCCUGGAGGACGGCGUCUUGUCCAAGGACGUGGUGGUGGCCCUGGAGCGGCAGCUCUGCAGCCAGGGCCCCGGGGUCCCCUCUGCCAAGGCGGCCCAGCUGCUGCAGGACCAGAGGUGCUUCAGGCUGUUGCUGCAGAGCUUGGAGCUGCUGGGGGCGGAGAAGGCCGUGAGCCUCAGCAUCCUCAGGAUCCUGAACAAGUUCCUGGACGGUUACCAGGAGGAUGUGCUACCUUGGAACGAGUCUGUGGAGCCCUGUUUGUCCUCUCUGACUGCCCACAGCAGCGACCUGGAGGUGGUGCAAGAGGUCGUUGGCUUCCUCCACCGCCUGGCCACCGCCAGCAAGGACUGUGCGGUGGUGAUGUGCCAUGCGGGCACCCGCGAGGCUCUGUCCAAAGCUCUAGACAAGCACAGCACGGCCCCGCUGCUGGCACCGGCCCUGCUUGACCUGGUGGUUGACUGCGAGAAGUAUGUCAGCCUCUGCAAGAAGCUGAUGACCAGCGUCUUGGCUGGCUGCAUCCAGCUGGUCCUGGGGCAGAUUGAGGAGCACCGCCGGAGCCAGCAGCCCAUCAGCAUCCCCUUCUUUGGUGUCUUUCUGCGCAACCUUUGCCAAGGCUCCAGCGUGGAGGUGAAGGAGAACAAGUGUUGGGAGAAGGUGCAGGUCUCCUCCAACCCCCACCGGGCCAGCAGGCUCACAGAUAGGAACCCCAAGACGUACUGGGAAUCAAAUGGCAGCACUGGCUCCCAUUUCAUCACUGUCCACAUGCAGCAUGGUGUGGUGGUCAGGGAGAUGAGCAUGCUGGUGGCCAGCGAGGACUCCAGCUACAUGCCAGCCCGUGUUGUGGUGCUGGGGGGAGACAGCCCUGCCGCCAUCAGGACUGAGCUCAACACGGUGACCGUCCUGCCCUCUGACAGCAAAGUGAUCCUGCUGGAGAACAUGACCCGCUCCUGGCCUGUCAUCCAGAUCCAGGUGAAGCGGUGCCAGCAGGGAGGCAUUGACACACGUGUGCGUGGCAUCGAGGUGCUGGGUCCCAAGCCCACUUUCUGGCCCAUCUUCAAGGAGCAGCUGUGCUGGCGGACGUACCUGUCCUGCACUGCCCGGGCUCAUGCCUGGUGCCAGGAGAUCUGCCAGGACCAUGGCCAACUGCUGCAGCUCUUUGGCAGGCUGAACCGGGCACUGCGGCACGAGCAGGACUUUGCCGAUCGCUUCCUUCCUGACGCCGAGGUGGCCCAGGCAUUGGGCAGGACCUGCUGGGAGGCCCUGGUGAACCCCUUGGUGCAGAGUAUCACCAGCCCAGACCCCUGUGGCAUCAGCCCCCUGGCCUGGCUGCUGAGCGAGUAUCUGGAGCACGUAGAGCCCCCCUGCCGUGCCGCGAGCCACAGCGCUGCCUUUGGUUCCCGUGUGCGGCGCCUGACCCAGCUCCUGGUGCACGUGGACCCCGGUGGCCCAGAGCCAGAGGAGGCAAGAGUAGCUGGCCAGAAGGAGGGGAAGAACAAGGAGAUGCCAGCCAGGGCUGCGAAGGCGGUGGUGGAGAAGUCGAGCAGCCUGUGGAGCAUCUCGCAGUGCUGGCGUGGUGUGGUGCAGCAGCAGGUGCAGCGGUUCCUGGAAACGGCCGGGCAGGCGCCGGACCUUGUGGAGCGAUACUGCGUGCUGUACCAGCGCCUGCGCAGCGCCACAGAGCAGCUCUUUGGGCAGCAGGCUGCCUUCCUGCUGGCCCUGGGCCAGGGCUUCGCGGGGGCUUUGCUGCAGCUCUCCUUCCUUACCAGCCUGCACGUGAGUGAGCAGUUUGCCCGCUACCUUGACAGGCAGAUCCAGGAGCUCCACGGGGCUGCGGGCAGUGCGGAGCUGCCCCGGCAGCUGCAGCAGAUCCUGGAGCCCUUCGUCAUCUUCAGUGGCCUGGAGCUCGCCCACAGCUUCGAGCACUUCUACCGGCACUACCUGGGGGACCGGCUCCUGGCACAAGGGCCGUCUUGGCUGGAAGGAGCCAUCGUGGAGCAGAUCGGGCUGUGCUUCCCCAGCCGCUUCCCCCAGGAGAUGCUGAGCAACUUGGCUGAGUCAGAGGAGCUCCAGCAGCAGUUUUACCUCUUCCAGCUGCAGGAGCAGGACAAGCGGCUGCUCGAGCUGGACACGGGCCUGGAUGAGGCACCGGGGCCGGCCCCGGCAGCGCAUGUGCCGGAGGUGAAGGUGCUGGCCCUGUCCCCGCGCUGCUGGCCCAUCUCCCCGUUCUGCUACAUGGAUGAACCUGGCAGGUUUUUCUCAGCGGCCCUGAGCUCCCCCCUGGACGAAUUUGCCACCUUCUGCAGGCAGAGCCAGAGCCAGCUGGGCUGGGCAUGCAGGAAGCCCCCACGGCUGCAGUGGACGUGGCUGGGCCGUGCUGAGCUGCAGUUUGGAGACUGCGUCCUCCACGUGUCCACGCUGCAGAUGUACAUCCUGCUGUGCUUCAACAGCGCCGAGGAGGUGGCUGUGGAGACCUUGCUGCAGGCUACGGGGCUCCCUGCUGACCUGGUGCACCAUGCACUGACACCACUGACCCAGGGUGAGGGUGUCCUGGUGCAGAGCUGCGUGCUGGGAGCUCCAGGUGUGCUACGGCUGAACCAGGCUGCCCUGGCCUGUGCCUCUGGCCACCUGAGGCUGCUGCCCCAGCAGAGGUACCUGCAGGCAGAGAAGGCUGAGGUCAGUGCCCUGGAAAGGAAGAGGAACAUCCUUUACUGCCUCAUCACCCGCAUCCUCAAGGUGGAGAAGCAGCUCCACAUUGACAACCUGGUGUUUAGGGUGAUUGAUGCCUGUCAGAAGGGUGAGUCGGGGCCAGGGCUGCAGUUUCUGAGCUUCUGCUGCCACAGUGUGGAUGUGCUGUCCUGUGUCCUGCACCUGCUGAAGCAGGGCUAUCUCCGGCGCCAGGAGGAGAGGCCCCAUGUCUUGGAAUACAUCUCUGCUGAACCCACAGAACCCUCUACCUCCCAGGUCCAGGCCCAGGUUGCCUUCCACACUGUAGAGAUCAAGACAGCAGCAAGCUCAGCCUCUGCUGAAAGAAGACAGACUUUUUCCACUUUCAGGUAGAUAAGGACCUAUCUGGGCUGGGAGAACACAGGCUGGGUCCAGUCUGUCUUUCCUGAGUACCUGUAGGUUUGGGUUUUUUUUAAAUAAAUGAGUCUCAAGUUG